Molecule: messenger RNA, 1529 nt
Organism: Spirodela intermedia
Lineage: Eukaryota; Viridiplantae; Streptophyta; Magnoliopsida; Alismatales; Araceae
Source: the annotation of a GenBank genome assembly
AUGGGGAUUCUUCAGGAAGCUCACAACGUGAGGGUGCUGGGGAGCGGCAACCCGACGGUGGUGUUGGCACACGGAUUCGGAACAGACCAGUCGGUGUGGAAGCACCUGGUGCCGCACCUGGUAGGGGAUCACCGGGUAGUUCUCUAUGACAACAUGGGGGCCGGGCCGACCAACCCAGACUACUUCGACUUCGAACGUUACGCCACCAUCGAGGGCUACGCCUACGACCUGCUCGCCAUCCUCGAGGAGCUCCGGAUCACCUCCUGCAUCUUCGUCGGCCACUCCGUCUCCGCCAUCAUCGGUCUCCUCGCCUCCAUCUCCCGCCCGGAUCUCUUCUCCAAGAUCGUCACGGUCUCCGCAUCCCCUAGGUAUGAUUCCUGUCUUCGCCCGCAAACCAUGGUAUCUGAAUACAGCAAUCCGCCCGUUUCCUCUAAUUUCUCCGGAUAAUUUAAUCAUCUCACGAAGAAAGUUCGAGCUCUUCUGCCUUCGCCCCGAUCUUAACUCAAUACAAUUACUCCGAGUCCCCGGGGAUCUGGAAGAGACUUCUCCUAGCCUGUUUUUUCCCCCUUGUUGUUUGUCGAUCUGCUUGCUAUUUUUUAUUAUCAUUAUUUUUUUAGAAGGCUUUUUGAUGACCGAGCAGUCUUAUCAUGUAGAAUGCAAAAUUUUCCGAUUCCUGUCAUUCAAUCAUAUCAUCUUUAACUUUGCUAAGCCCCCCAGUCAGGAUUUAGUUGAUGGAAUAGAAACCAUCGCUAACUUUUUCGUCUUUGCCAACUCAAGUCGAGAUUCUCCAGCCGAGGCACGGCCCCUUCUUCGGCAUCGAUCAUACCUAAUUUUAUCAAGUUUCCGAAGAAUAAACAGAUUUCAGAACUAAAAGUUGUGUAUAACGCAUAUUUUUUUGCGCGGAUCAUCUUCAACCCAGAUGACCCAAGGAUUUUAAGUCCGAACGGUGAGGGUAGGCGAUCGAUCGUUGACUUUGGUCCGCACUGGCCGAAAUCCCCGUUCACCACCAUCGUACCGCGUAUUUUGACAUUAUGACGAUCAAAUAUCCCCAUUCCUCACAUCGGAGAGAACGGGCGUUGCGCAGGUACCUGAACGACGUAGAUUACUUCGGGGGGUUCGAGCAGGGGGAGCUGAACCAGCUCUUCGAGGCCAUGAAAUCCAACUACAAGGCGUGGGUGUCGGGGUUCGCCCCCUUGGCCGUCGGCGACGACUUGAACUCGGUGGCGGUUCAGGAGUUCAGCCGGACGCUGUUCAACAUCCGGCCAGAUAUCGCGCUGAACGUGGCCCAGACGAUCUUCAUGUGCGAUCUGAGGCAGUACCUGGGGAUGGUCACCGUACCCUGCCACAUCCUUCAGAGCUCGAAGGACCUGGCCGUGCCCGUCGUCGUCUCCGAGUACCUCCACCGUCACCUCCGCUGCAUGUCCAUCGUCGAGGUCAUGAGCUCGGAGGGCCACCUACCGCAGCUGAGCUCCCCCGAUAUCGUCAUCCCUGUUCUUCUCAAACACAUAAAGUACGACAUCGCUCUAUGA